UUACUUAUUUUACAGGAAUCGGGACGCAAAGGCCAGAAAACACUGAUCCAUGUAAAAGUGUAAAUGAAAAUAAUAGUCUAGAAUAUUUCACUUAUUUGUUGAUUUUGGUUUUGUGCAUGCUGGGGUAGCAGGUUAGCCCUUCUCUUUAGGUGUGACUGGAAUGACAGGUGUUUCUGGGUGGAGGACUUGACCUGAUUUCACUUUUAAGUCCAUUUCGUCCUCUAACCUGAAAUGGCGUCGAGUAACGCUCCAUCACGGCCUCAGAGGAGGGGAAGUCUAACCUUCAUACCUCCUGACAUGAGGAUUAUGCUGCUGGGGAAAAACAGACAGGAGAUCAGAAGAGUGAGAAACUUCAUCCUGAGAAGAGACAUGUUUGAUGCUGAAGCUCCUCCUAGCUCAGUAGAGCAGCACAGUGAGAAAGCCAGAGAAAGAGUGGAAGGAAGAGACAUCACACUCAUCAACACACCUCAGCUGUUUGAUAUUGAACUCUCUGAUCUGGAGCUGAGUGAGAGAGUGAAAGAGUGCAUGACUCUUUGUGAUCCUGGACCUCACGUUAUAAUGCUGGUCACACAGCCAGGAGACUUCACUGAGGCAGACAGAAACUGACUGAAUCACAUCUUCAGAUAUUUAUC
Messenger RNA from Colossoma macropomum (tambaqui), 632 nucleotides. Its product is annotated as GTPase IMAP family member 3-like. The transcript is spliced from 3 exons. The record is from RefSeq and is a predicted model, not a curated record. Gene Ontology annotation, molecular function: GTP binding. NCBI's taxonomy places the organism in Eukaryota, Metazoa, Chordata, Actinopteri, Characiformes, Serrasalmidae. The coding region runs from base 232 to 606 and encodes 124 amino acids.